AAUUGAAGGUGUUUGUAAAUGCGAUAAUAAUCUACGCAAUGUAAGUAAGAUGUCAUAGUAAUGUCACUACAAGCAUCAGGAUAUAGUGACUGAGCUUUUUAGACAAUAGUAACUCCAGCAAAGCAGAUAAACACAAGAAAAGUGCUCAGCUUCCCAGUUCAGCCCUCCCCCAUCUGCAAACUCCACCUCUGGCUGGUGGAGUUGGUAUUCAGCCUCCACAGGCAAUAAUAAUAAUAAGGAGACAAGGCUGCAGUGUGCACGUCACAGGCUCUGCUCACUCAUUCUGCAGUAUAGGCAUCUGGAAAAAGACUGCAGUAUUGGACCUAUGUCGUAGUCUGGACCCAAACACCGGUAUCAGUCACUGGAACAGUUUGGACACUGUCUUCAGCAAAACCAUCUGAAAAUCCUGUGCCCCAGGAGUCUGGAAUACAACCUGUAUGAGUGCAACUAUUCUGUACUUACUUUGUGUCCUGUGGUCAGCUCUGCUUGUUCUUGCUGCUGUGCUGUCAGUUCCUUUAACUUGGAAAGGAAAGAGUUAAAAGAGCAUUCGCAUGGGGGCUCCACUCUGAAUACCCACUGUCAUUGUCUAUGGGACCUAAAUUGUUAAUACUUUCAAGGCACACAUCUGAGUGGACUGUGACUUACCUGGAACAGUAAAGGCUGUGACUUACCUGGAACUUUCCUAUAGGCUGCCCUCCUGUGUGAUUCCAGUUGUGGAUUAGGUCUCCAGAACUUGUUGCUUUUUGGGCAGCAACAAGAAUCUACCACAGUGCCAUCUAGGUGAUGCUUAGUAAUGUGGCAGCAGUAAUCCAUUGGGUUGUGCAACAGUGAUCCCAGGAUUUUGUGGCUCUACUCUUGGAUUUGUGGUAGAGAUGCAGGCACCACUGGGGAAGCACCUUUUCCUCCUGGUGAUCAACUCACUAUUAUUUGGAAGAGAUAACUACGUAUUGGGUGAAAGCGUUGAACUCCAUACAUUAGGAUUACUGGCAGAAGAUGAAAGACACAGACUUACUCAGCUUUUUCUGGGAGACAUUAUAACAAGUCCAGUCCCCAACAUUCAGUUAACCAAGCCUUCCCCAAGCAUCAAAUUUAUCCCUACAGUGCGUAAUAUUGCUCUUUCUGAGCACAAAGAUGUCAAGUUCAAUUGUUCCAUUGAAGUUCCUAGUCUGGAUAAUGGAGAACAGAUAACAUGGUGGAAGAACGGACAGUUGAUCUCCCAUUCUGAACGCAUUUCUGUCCAGUCUUUUGAUGUCCCUGAUGGUGCAAUGACCACUAUGCUAUCAUCAUGCAGCAUUACAGGUGUGCAGAGGUCUGAUAAUGGAACGUAUACCUGUAAAUUAAAAAUCAAGGAUGAAGAGAUAGUCUCAGAUCCCAUCUACAUCACGGUGGAAGGCCUUCCACAUUUUAUUCAACAACCAGAGACCUUAAAUGUCACUAAGAACACUCCAUUUAAUCUCACCUGUGAGGCUGUUGGACCCCCUGAACCUGUGGAAAUCUACUGGUAUCGGAAUAGUACACGGAUCAAUGAUAUUCCUGAUGUGUCGCCUGCUGUACUUCAAGUACUGGGGUUGGAUCAUCCUGCAACAUACAGUUGUGAAGCACAUAACAAGAAAGGAUUGACUGCCUCCAAUAAUGUGAACAUAAACCUAAAAGGGGUUCCUUCUCCCCCAUUCGAUGUAAAGGCCUUCAGAAUAUUAUCAAAUAGCAUCCAGCUUUCCUGGGCCUCUGGUUUUGAUGGGUAUUCUACCAUAAGCCUCUGCAGUAUACAGGUGAAGGAAAUAAAAAAUGCUAGCUUUCCAGUGCUGUAUAAUACAUCAGUACCUCCUUUUACAUAUAGUAUCAGUGAUCUCAGCCCAUUCACUCUAUACAAUAUUAGUGUUUCCUGCAUGAAUGAAGUUGGCUGGUCCUUGCCAAGUUCUUGGAUUGUGGCUAAAUCAACAGAAGGAGCUCCAUCGAUUGCUCCUCAAAACAUUACAGUAACUGUAAAUGGCUCCAACUCUUUGAAAGUCAUAUGGACACAGCCUCCCCUUAGCGCUGCAAAUGGAGCUCUGCUGGGCUAUAAAGUAAAGCUCCUAUGGAAAGUCAAUGGAAAGCAAAACAUAGCCCAUAUUGAACACUCCAAUACAACUACUCUGGUCAUUCCAAUUCAGACGACCAAUUCUACUUGCACAGUGUCUGUUGCGUGCCUCACCGUGGGAGGUCUUGGACCCUACAGCCAAGCAGUCAAUGUUGCCAUUCCAAGUGAUGGUUCAUCAGCAUCUGCAACAAUCUCAACUCCAGGCCCUGGUGAAGUCAGCCCCUACAUGAUACUACUUGGCUUUAUAUGUGUAUUAAUGAUCAUUCUCCUUCUCAUUUAUGGUGUAGUCAAAUACAUAAGUAGAAAAAAGGAGAUAGAAUUUGGGCAGGCAUUUGUCAGUUCAGAUGAUUCGGACAUUGUAGUUUACAAGGCAAAGAAGUCCUAUAACAGAAAAGGCAUUGAACUGACAUUGAGUACUUUGGGGAUCAGUGAAGAUCUUAAAGAGAAGUUGGAAGAUGUGAUGGUUGAGAGGAGCCUGCUAUCCCUUGGGAAAGUGUUGGGAGAGGGUGAAUUUGGAUCUGUGAUGGAGGGAGAACUGCGAUAUCCUGAGGACGUAACUCAGAAAGUAGCUGUGAAAACCAUGAAGUUGGACAACUUUUCACAGAGGGAAAUAGAAGAAUUCCUAAGUGAAGCAGCCUGUAUGAAAGAUUUCAACCAUCCUAAUGUGAUUAAAUUGCUUGGCGUCUGUCUAGAAGUGGGUCCUAGAAGAACCCCAAAACCCAUGGUCAUAUUACCAUUUAUGGAGUAUGGGGAUCUGCACAGUUUUCUUCUCUCAUCUAGAAUUGGAUAUGGACCUAAACACGUACCUCUGCAGACUCUUGUUAAAUUUAUGGUUGACAUUGCUACUGGAAUGGAGUACCUCAGCAAUAAAAACUUCCUACACAGAGACCUGGCAGCACGGAACUGCAUGUUGAGAGAUGACAUGACUGUGUGUGUUGCUGAUUUUGGCCUAUCUAAAAAAAUAUAUAGUGGUGAUUACUACCGUCAAGGACGAAUUGCAAAGAUGCCUGUAAAAUGGAUUGCCGUGGAAAGUCUCGCUGAUCGCAUCUACACUGUAAAAAGUGAUGUGUGGGCGUUUGGUAUCACAAUGUGGGAAAUCGUAACCAGAGGGAUGACGCCCUAUCCAGGGGUCCAGAACCAUGAAAUAUAUGACUAUUUACUUCAGGGACAUAGACUAAAGCAACCAGCAGAUUGUAUGGAUGAACUGUAUGAAUUGAUGUAUCUGUGCUGGAGAACGGACCCAGUGGAUCGACCUACAUUCACGGAACUAAAAUAUAAGCUGGAGAAGUUCCUUCAAGAACUUCCUCCUGCGAUGAACAAGGAAGACAUUAUUUAUAUUAACACAAGCUUACCAGAGGACAGUGAGCUUUUCACACAAGAUCCAGACAUAAGUGAGAUAUCCUUGGAUGUAGAUUCCAAGUAUGUACAUAUUACUCCCUCCAGAUCUGACACAACUAUGGUCACUGUGGAGGUCCAUGGUUGUAGUUUUGAUGAAGAAAGGUAUAUCUUAAAUGGUGAAACUGAAGAAUUGGCAGCAACUGAAGAAUUGGCAAACCAAGCUUGCGCUCCACUUCUACAUGACAGUAUGCCACGUAACAGAGUGCCAUGGUGUGAUAGCAAUACUCUUCUGGAUGGCAAUUCAUUGACUGAAGACCUUCUCUAUGCUGAUGACUCAGCAGAGGACUCAGAAAUUGCAGUAUAGAUCUCCAAACCAAUAUCAUACCUGUUCUUCCAAGUUAAGCAUGUCUUACCUUGUCUUACUUGCUUAACAUUUACUGCCUUUAUUUUCUAUAAGUAUACAGUUUCGAGAGUAUUAUUUUAAAUUCAAUUAAUGUAAAUACCAUGCAGUAUUCUGUAAAGAGAUAUAAUUGAUGUACAUAUAUAGAUGAUUAUAUAAAUAUAUAGAUUUAUAUUGAUGCAAGAAAUUGGUGUAAAUAUUUAGCUUGUACAUAUGACUUAAAGUGCUUCAAGACAUCUCUACUGGGUUUCAGAAUUGUGCCUUAGUUAUGCCUAGUAGGGUUUGUGUUUCAAAAGACACACUGAAAAACCUGUCUACCUCCCCUCCCUAUCUGUUCUUAGGAUAGGCUAAGAAUGUGUGAUCUUUAGGGGCAAACCUUGGGACCAGUAAACAAAAUGAAGGGGUAUAUUGGUGCUCCAAGCAGGCUCUUAAUAAACAGACAUCCAUACGCGAUUGGCUACUUCCCUUUUUGGGGGUUGGUCCUCGGGGGUGGUCCCACAGAUCAUACAUUAAAGAAGCACUCUUAAAAUGUUCUUUACCCUCCUGACAUUAGUAUGGUAAGGUUUAACAGCCACCCUUCUUCCCUUUUUCAACCAAGGGGCUCAGUUCCCCCAUUCCAGUUCUCACUUCUUUCAAAAUGACCAGUUGAUUCAUACAGCACUUGCUGUAUCAGACUGAAAGUUACUUUUUCCUGGAGUUCUUCUUUAAUGGCCUGGCCUGUAUGAAAUCCUAGAAAACCGUUUUAACUAUAGAGAGCCCUCCCCUUGCUUUCAGGGGUUUUAAUUUUGUUUAUCCAAAUACUUCUAUAUUGAAUAUAGGGCAUUUACAGCAAGAUCUGACAGAGCAAAUAAAUCACUUUAAUACAGUUCUUAAAGGGAACCUGUCACCAGUUUUAUUUUAUGCUGCUCAAACUGCAGGCAGAAUAAUGAUGGUGUGAUUUCUACACACUGUUAUACUGAGACACUAGGUGUUUCAGAGUAGUCCUCAUUUAAAUAUGGCACUAAGACCCGGGUAACUAGUCCUAGGGGCAGGUCUGGGAGGGUUCUCCCCGCCCUGUAGGCUUGAGUGACAUUUCUCUUCCUAGCAGUGUAGACUAGUUACCCGAGUCCAUGCAGCAUUUUUAAACUAUGACUUCUCUGAAAAGAUAGAGCAUCCCAGAGUAAUUCAUAGUAUUGUUGAUCUUUAUUGGUAACAAAAAAUAGCAUGAAAACAAGUAAAAAACAUAUAAUAGUGGGGUACAACAGAAUACACAGGUAGAAAAAAGCAGGAGGUGAGGGUAUGGGUAAAGUAAUCACCUUUGUACAGGUAUACAGCGGGGUGUAUGUAGUAACUGAAAGCAAGUAUCAGGUGAAACUGCAAUAAUAAAGUGCACAUUGGUGGUAAAUCACCAGUGUGACUGUGUAGGUACACAGAUGAAUAUAAUAUAAGUACAGUGGUCCCUCAACAUACAAUGGUAAUUCGUUCCAAACGACCCAUCGUUUGUCGAUUCCAUCGUAUGUUGAGGGAUUCGUGCAAUGUAAAGUAUAGGAAGUUAUACCUGUCCCCCGCCGCUCCGGACCGCAUCCUCACCGCUCCCGAUGCUGUCCCGCUGCUCCGACGUCUUCUUCGGGAUCCUCCGGCUUCUUCCGCAUCUUCCCCAGGGUCUGGGCCUUGCUUUCUGGUGACGUUAUUACGUUGCAGCGCCGGCACGGCGUGCGUAGCGACGUAAUAGCGAUGCCGGAAAGCGAGGCCCAGACCCUGGAGGAGAUGCAAAAGACGCCGGAGGAUCCCGAAGUGGACCCGGAGCAGCAGGGAUAGGUAAGUGAAUCUGUCCGGGAUGCUUAAACUGCUAUCCGACAGCAGCUUAAGCAUUUUGAGCUGUCGGAUAGCAGUUAAUGCGAUGGCCCCGACAUAUAAAAGCAUUGUAUGUCGAUGCUGACAUCGACAUGCGAUGGCCUCUGAGAGGCCAUCGUAUGUCAAUUUGCUCAUAUGUCGGGGCCAUCGCAUGUCAGGGGGUUACUGUAUAUAGGUCUCUAUGGGAGGGACAAUGGCUACUCCCCUAGGCAACAACAAUAUAACAUAAUGCAGGAUCAAUCAACAAUGGAUACCAGGACACCUGAACAUGCACCCCAAACGCGUUUUUACAAUGCUGCUUUGUCAGGGGUCACCCCCUGACAAAGCAGAAUUGCGAAAACGUGUUUGAUAAAGAUCAACAAUUUUCUUAUAUCUUUCUGACAUUUUGAGUGUUUUCUAUGGUCAAUAACGUUGGCGUAGAGAUUAUAUAUAUAUAUAUAUAUAGACCAUGUAAGUGAGGCUCUCGGAUAGCCAAUAUUUGUUUGGAUAAUUCAUAGUAUUCCGACAUUGCACUCUGCACCAGUUUUAUGCUGUCCAUGAUGUGUGCAGCAUGAAACAGAUGACAGGUUCCCUUUUAAAGGUCUCUUACAUUUCAGUGUAAAAAAAAAAAAAGCCUAUCCACUUUAUUAGGAAACGUUAUCCUACUUUCUGAUUUACUUUGUAUUUUAGCUCCUCACAAUUUUUAAGAUUUCUGCUUGUCUUCUGUGAAUGAAAAUAUAACUUAUUUUAAGAAGCUGUGUUCAUGUCCGAUUCACACGGGUGCAUGGUAUAUAAAAUGGGAUUGUAUAUAAUCAACAGGAUUUCUCGUCAAAACAUAUAAAACAUCCAUGGACUACACAUUUAGAAAUCAGAAAAAAAGUCUAUUAUCUUGUUUUACUAAUAAAGAUAUUUUUUCUUUUGCUAUGUGGCCAUUUUUGCAAAAAUUAUGACAAAAAGUGCAGCCAUAUUAGUUGUUACCUUAAAUUAGCUUUCCUGUAAGGCUAUGCUAACAUUAAGUUGUACGUUUAUGAUGUACGUUUAGCAUAUAUGUUGGGAAAGCUCUUAACAUACACAUUAAACAUGUCCGCAAAACUCUUUUGGUUUCC
This is a messenger RNA of Hyla sarda, 6733 nucleotides long. RefSeq names its product MER proto-oncogene, tyrosine kinase (gene MERTK). The record is from RefSeq and is a predicted model, not a curated record. Gene Ontology annotation, molecular function: protein binding; ATP binding; transmembrane receptor protein tyrosine kinase activity. The coding region runs from base 873 to 3779 and encodes 968 amino acids. The transcript has 19 exons. Gene Ontology annotation, biological process: protein phosphorylation; cell migration; multicellular organism development. Lineage: Eukaryota; Metazoa; Chordata; Amphibia; Anura; Hylidae. Gene Ontology annotation, cellular component: signaling receptor complex.